Messenger RNA from Ochotona princeps (American pika), 1105 nucleotides. It is a transcript of the gene CDX1, whose product is annotated as caudal type homeobox 1. Gene Ontology annotation, biological process: animal organ morphogenesis; regulation of transcription by RNA polymerase II; anterior/posterior axis specification. The transcript is spliced from 3 exons. The coding region runs from base 90 to 890 and encodes 266 amino acids. Gene Ontology annotation, molecular function: RNA polymerase II transcription regulatory region sequence-specific DNA binding; DNA-binding transcription factor activity, RNA polymerase II-specific. Lineage: Eukaryota; Metazoa; Chordata; Mammalia; Lagomorpha; Ochotonidae. The record is from RefSeq and is a predicted model, not a curated record. Gene Ontology annotation, cellular component: nucleus.
GCGAGUUCAGGUGAGCGGUUGCUAGUCGUCGGGGCGGCCGGCAGAGGCGGCUCCGGGGCCCAGCAUGCGUGGGGGACCCCGCGGCUACCAUGUACGUGGGCUAUGUGCUCGACAAGGACUCCCCGGUGUACCCCGGCCCCGCCAGGCCCGCCAGCCUUGGCUUGGGCCCACAAACCUACGGGCCGCCAGGCCCGCCUCCCACGCCCUCUCAGUACCCCGACUUCACCGGCUACUCUCACGUGGAGCCGGCCCCCACACCCUCGACGGCUUGGGGAGCACCCUUCACUGCACCCAAGGACGACUGGGUGUCCACCUAUGGCUCUGGCCCCACGGUGCCUGCUGCCAGUUCAGCCCCACUUGCAUUUGGGCCCCCUCCGGACUUUAGCCCAGUGCCUGCGCCCCCUGGGCCGGGCCCUGGCCUCCUGGCACAGCACCUGGGUAGCCCGGGCGGCCCAUCAUCGCCUGGAGCACAGAGGCGGACACCCUAUGAAUGGAUGCGGCGCAGCGUGGCAGCGGGAGGCGGCGGAGGCAGCGGUAAGACCCGGACCAAGGACAAGUAUCGCGUGGUCUACACCGACCACCAGCGCCUGGAGCUGGAGAAGGAGUUCCAUUAUAGCCGUUACAUCACCAUCCGACGCAAGUCCGAGCUGGCUGCCACCCUGGGGCUCACUGAGCGGCAGGUAAAGAUCUGGUUCCAGAACCGGCGCGCAAAGGAACGCAAAGUGAACAAGAAAAAGCAGCAGCAACAGCCACCACCACCACCACCACCACCACCCCUCGAUGGCACCCCCAGCCCAGCUGGGCCACCCCUGGGGGGCCUGUGCCCCAGCAGCACCAGCCUCCUGGGCACCCCCUCCCCCAUGCCUGUCAAGGAGGAGUUUUUGCCAUAGCCCCCCUACCCCUAACCCUGCACAGCCCCAAGGGCUGGGGCAAUGGGGACUCAGUUGCUGGCACUGUGGCUCCUUGGGGACCCAGGAGACCCAGUGUGAGUUCCAGCCCUGCCAUAGACCUUCAGGGUCAGUGCAGACACAACACUCCGCCACCAGUGUGCCCUCAGCCAUCUGCACAGAGGGCAGGACCUCUUCCAGUUCCCCAGACCCCUGGG